CAAAGCAUCAUUCACAGGCUCUUUAUAUUCUAAUGCAACAACUUCACAUGCUGCUUCCUUCUUUUUUCAUUUUUAUUUAAUUAUAUUCUUUUGUACCAUUUUCGUGGACUUCAUUCAUUCUCUUUCACCAUUCCCAUUGUUCAUCGUUCUUCUAACCCCCACAACAAACCUUCCCAGAUUUCCUCGACAACUACUACUUCCUGCAUCCAACGUUGUCAUGGAGGAAGUUAACGUGGUGGAAACCAAGGAUGGAACUGUUUCAGUGGCUACUGCUUUUGCUGGUCACCAGGAAGCUGUGCAGGAUAGAGACCACAAAUUUUUAGGAAAAGCGGUUGAAGAAGCAUACAAAGGGGUAGAUUGUGGACAUGGAGGCCCUUUUGGUGCUGUAAUUGUUCGUAAUGACGAAGUAGUUGUUAGUUGUCACAACAUGGUUCUGAAUCACACUGACCCUACUGCUCAUGCAGAGGUGACAGCAAUAAGAGAGGCCUGUAAGAAGCUUAACCAGAUAGAGCUUUCAGAUUGUGAAAUAUAUGCUUCUUGUGAACCUUGCCCCAUGUGCUUUGGUGCAAUCCACCUUUCUCGAAUUAAGAGGUUGGUUUAUGGAGCGAAGGCUGAGGCAGCAAUUGCUAUUGGGUUUGAUGAUUUUAUUGCGGAUGCAUUGCGAGGUACUGGAUUCUAUCAGAAAGCUCAGUUGGAGAUUAAAAGAGCUGAUGGUAAUGGGGCCCUCAUUGCAGAAGAGGUUUUCCAGAAAACAAAGGAAAAGUUCCAAAUGUACUAGAUCGCUUUUCCUUUUUACUCAACAUCUGAUGAAAAUUUGCUGUUCAGGAUUGGGUUCAUUUGAAUGAUUGAAAAUGUUGAUAGUGUAUUGAUCUCAUUUGAGUAUAUAACAAGUUAUAUGCUACAUUUCGGAUUGCAUCAGAUAAUGACUAUCUGAUUGUCAAUUGGUUCUUGUAUGCAUUUUCACACAGGAUUAUAUCAAAUACAUUUUCAUCUUUAUCA
Molecule: messenger RNA, 999 nt
Organism: Lotus japonicus
Lineage: Eukaryota; Viridiplantae; Streptophyta; Magnoliopsida; Fabales; Fabaceae
Product: guanosine deaminase
Exons: 5
Coding region: 218-778 (186 amino acids)
Biological process (GO): purine nucleoside catabolic process
Molecular function (GO): zinc ion binding; guanosine deaminase activity
Source: RefSeq, a predicted model, not a curated record